Molecule: messenger RNA, 2199 nt
Organism: Amphiprion ocellaris (clown anemonefish)
Lineage: Eukaryota; Metazoa; Chordata; Actinopteri; Pomacentridae
Gene: zpcx
Product: zona pellucida protein C
Exons: 9
Coding region: 47-2065 (672 amino acids)
Biological process (GO): binding of sperm to zona pellucida; egg coat formation; positive regulation of acrosome reaction
Cellular component (GO): extracellular matrix
Molecular function (GO): acrosin binding
Source: RefSeq, a predicted model, not a curated record
GUGGCAGGAGAGUAAUCAGAGUUGUUGGUCCUGUGUGAGGCUCACAAUGGGGACAAUACUUAUAUGUAUCUGCAUGCUUCUUGGACAUUUUAUUUCUGCUCAGCCUGCAAUAAAAUUUCAGGAUGCCACAAUUUCCCAGGAUUUUUCAGGAUUUUUUGACAAUUUCAUGCAUUUUCCAUUUGACAGAAAUUUUGACAUCCCUCCCUAUGACCCCUUCUUCAGCUCCUGGCGGACCUGGACCCCUGACUUUAGCAUGCUCACUGGAUUCCUUCCCUUCAUGAAGGCUCCUAGAGUACAGGUGUUUUGUGAUGAAUCACAGCUAACUGUGCUGGUUGACAAGAGAACCAACGGUUUCAAAUUGACUGGAGAGGAAAUACAGUUGGGUGAUCGCUGCUAUAGCAACAGAGACCUGCCACACCAGUUUGUCUUCACUUACGAUUUUGAUCAGUGUGGAACUACGCAGGUGAUGCAGAAUGGCUUUGAGGUGUUCAGCAACUCUCUGCACUUGAAUUUAAGGAAAACAUUUCCUUCCUGGUGGCAAGUUCCGUCCACAAUCUACGUCUCGUGCAUCCCAACAAGAUCAUAUUAUAAUCCAAAUUCCUUGGUUUCAACGUCCCGUGUGAAUGAGAAGAGCUUUCAUAUGAAGGCCAUGACUUCGUCCUGGACCAGCACAGCAGACUCAAAUAUCUACAAAAGAGGUCAGGUUGUCAACCUCCAGGUUUCUGCCGAAAUGAGGCCAGAUGAGAAGCUCUUCAUCCAGUCCUGCUAUGUCUCUGCAUCCCCUGAGCCCCAAACAAGACCCAGGCAUGCAGUCAUAAUGAACAAAGGGUGCACAUCCCCUUUAGGGUCUCCCCAUGCUGUUGUCCAAUUCGUGGCCUCCAACAAAGCAGGCGUAGUUAACUUUGUUCUGAACACAUCCUAUCUUAUUUCUGAGCUGUACAUCCACUGCAGUGUGCUCCUCUCAGACCAGGGCAUCACCUCUGGCUCUAAAUCCUGCAACUACAAUGCGAUCCAAUCGAGAUGGGAAGAACUAAGUGGUGAUGUAGCGGUGUGCGAUUGCUGUAAAUCCAAGUGUAAAGGCUUGUCAGUCAACAACCUUCCUAAUGGUGCAAAGGCUAUAGUCAGCUCUGGUCCUGUAGUCAUUGUGGACAGAGACAGGAGUUCUGCACCUCCAGUCUCUGAACCACAAGAAACCUCCAGCAACCCUGCUUCCAUCACCAUGCGGUCCAGUGUUCCUGAUCUUACUGAAGACGUGAUCGUUGCUGGUAGUUCUGUAUCUAGAAGCCUCCCACAGGGUGUAGUGGUUGUGAGUCAGGACCCAGCUUCCAGGCUGACGCUGUGGCUGCCUGAAGAGCUACAGGAUAAUGAAUAUGAAACUGGCUCUCAAAGUUUGACAGUUGAGUUGCAUCCGAGUGCCGACAUACUGGAUGAUGAUCCUAAGCUGCAGCCUUCAACCACAGAUCAAAAGUCUAAUCUGAAACCGUCCACAAACGAGAUUGAAAGUGAAAAUUCAAAUGAAGCUUCUGUGUCAGGCCUGAACUUGCUUACAAUGGUUGAGGGAUGGUCAAUUCCUCCACAGCUAGACAAGACAGUCAGCUCAGAGGAGUUCAGAAGGAAAAAAAGACUCGAAACAUCUGGGAAGUUUGGAACAAAAGCAGCACAAAUGGACUUGUCUCUGCCAGCUGAGAUUAAUGUAAAUUACCUUGUGUUGGUUGAAAAGCCGAAUCCAGCAGAAGCAGAAAACGCAGCUAUCGCAGAGGAAUCUCAAAGGAAAAGAUGGUUUCCAGCUGAAACUGUUGUAAAUUAUCUUGACCAUAUGAGAGAUGAGCUGGCUGAAAUGCAGCUGGAUGCAGACGUGAUGACAGAACAGGGAACAAAUGAUGACCAGCCAAUAAUUCGCUCAAAACUUGAGUUCUCCAAAGGUUCGGACGGGUCGCAGUCGCUCAGUUAUGAGGAAGAAGUGGUGAAGCAACAAGAGGAGCCCAAGAGAAAACAGAAGCGUGGACUAAAGGGGAUGCGCUCAACUUUCCUGCAAUUGUUGAGGAGGAUGGACAAAGCAGAGUAACUGCAGCUUUAGGAGAUAAUUUCAUGAUACUUUAAUUUAAUAAAGUUUCUCAAUUAUCCAGCUGUUGGUUUAUUUUAACAUUUGAAUAAGAUUCACAAGUUUUCCCAUGAAAUAAAGGAAGUCAUGUCAACCAA